CUCCCCAGUGUGUGUGUGUGCCUUCUGAUGCGGAGGUGUCGAUGUAAGAAACAAAGCCUUGUGAAAAACAACCACUAGUGUGAGGUGUUAAAUAUAGCCUUGUGAAGACAUGUUCUGAUCGUUUAUUUGUGCGUGUGUGUAUAGCUACCCAUGCAUAUGCUGCGUUGUAGUGUGGUGCAUGAGAUAGAUGCGUGAUGUGCUGGCUGUAGCAUCCAGCAGUGGUGUGGUACGGUCUAUGCUGCUCUGACGCUUUGCUGAGGAGGCUGCCUGACUGCGUACGAGGAGAUGUAUCUCGGUGAAGGGUGAACAGGGAAGGGGUAGGUAGGGAGGAUGUGAUGGCGAGAGAGAGUGAAGCAAGAGCACGUGAUUGGGUGAGAGGGUGGAGAUGCGCAUGGCGUGCUGAGGGUGGAGCUUAGCAUCAGGCAAUUCCUGCUCUCUGUUUCUUUCUCUCUCCUCUGUCUCUCCUCACACUCACGGCAUCCUCAUAUUUCCACUCACGUCUAGUAUGUUCACCUGCUCUCCCUUUCUUGUCCUUCAUCCUCCUCUUUGUGGGCUAUUUCAGUGGACUCUGUGUGUUCUUAUGGACUAUCAUCCGCUUCCUCCCAACUUGGUCUGAGCAACAGGGGGGCUUUCCAGGCACCAGCACUCCCUCUCUCGGUUUUUAUCCCCCUCACUGGGGGAGGGGGGGAGGACUAAGGGUGGGGGUGUAUAGCACCUCCUGGGGCAGUGUGGGGGUAAGACGGAGGCGGAUAGGUGUGGAGGGAGUAGGAGUGGUGAGGAUGGUAAUGCCGGCCCGUGGCUCUCCCUUCUUCCUGCUGCUACUGCUUCUCUGUAGGCUGUGUGUCUCAGGGGCACAGUCCUGCUUCUUCUUCUCGUCAUGAGCCUGGCAGCAAGGGUCUCCUGCUCUGUGCUCAACUGCUUUAGUGAAGAAGGACCCCCCAGUCUGGAGUAUAUCCAGGCCAAGGACUUGUUCCCUCCGAAAGAGCUGGUCAAGGAGGACGACAGCCUCCAGGUGCCGUUCCCAGCUCUGCAGGGGGAAGGGGUGGAGUAUCUAGGCCGAGCCGAUGACACCAUCAUCGCCAUCUCCAACUACAGGCUCCACAUCAAGUUUAAGGACUCCAUUAUAAAUGUGCCUCUGAGGCUCAUAGAGAGUGUGGAGAGCAGAGACAUGUUCCAACUGCACGUCAUCUGCAAGGACGCCAAAGUCGUCAGAUGCCAUUUCUCGACAUUCAAGCAGUGCCAGGAGUGGCUGAAGCGUCUGAACCGGGCCAUAGCCCACCCUAGCAGGCUGGAGGAUCUGUUUGCCUUGGCCUACCACGCCUGGUGUCUGGGGGGCAGCGCAGACGAUGAGGACCAGCACCUACACCUCUGUAGACCAGGUGAUCAUGUCCGUCAGAGGCUGGAGAUGGAGGUGAGGAGGAUGGGCUUCGACAUGCAAAACGCCUGGAGAGUGUCCGACAUCAACCUCAACUACAAGUUGUGCUCCAGCUACCCCCAGAAGCUGCUGGUGCCAGUGUGGAUCACAGACAAGGAGCUGGAGAGUGUCGGCUCCUUCAGGUCCUCUAAGAGGAUCCCUGUGGUGGUCUACAGGCACCAGAGGAACGGGGCAGUGAUCGCCCGUUGCAGCCAGCCAGAGAUCAGCUGGUGGGGCUGGAGAAACACAGAGGAUGAAUACUUGGUCACCUCCAUCGCUAAGGCCUGUCUGAUGGACCCAGGGGCCAGGGUCACCUGUGGGGCCGCAGCCUGCAGCCGGCCCCGAGGGAAGGGCCCAGACAGCUCCGACAGCGACUUUGACUCCUCUCUGACAGGAUGUUCAGGCCCUGAUGCCAACGCUGCGCCACAGAAGCUUCUCAUUCUCGACGCCCGCUCCUAUACCGCUGCAGUGGCCAACCGUGCCAAGGGAGGUGGCUGUGAGUGUGAAGAGUACUACCCGAACUGUGAGGUGAUGUUCAUGGGCAUGGCCAACAUCCACUCCAUUAGGAACAGCUUCCAGUCCCUCCGAACAGUCUGUAGGCAGAUCCCCGACCCUGGGAACUGGCUUUCUGCUCUGGAGAGCACCCGUUGGCUGCAGCACCUAUCCGUCAUGCUGAAGGCUGCCACUCUAGUGUGCUCUGCGGUGGAAAGGGAGGGACGUCCUGCCCUGGUGCAUUGUUCAGACGGGUGGGACCGCACCCCACAGAUUGUGGCUCUUGCCAAGAUCUUGCUGGACCCCUUCUAUAGGACACUAGAGGGUUUCCAGGUACUGGUGGAGACAGAGUGGUUGGACUACGGUCAUAAGUUUGGCGAUCGCUGCGGUCACCAGGAGAGUGCUGAUGAUGUGAGUGAGAAGUGUCCUGUCUUCCUACAGUGGCUAGACUGUGUUCACCAGCUACUCAAACAGUUCCCCUGCUUCUUCGAGUUCAACGAGGCAUUCUUGGUCAAGCUGGUUCAGCACACAUACUCGUGUCUGUACGGGACGUUCCUGUGUAACAACAGGUGGGAGAGAGAGGCCCGCAACAUCUACAAACGCACCUGCUCCAUCUGGUCUCUGCUCCGCACCGGCAACAAGAACUUCCAGAACUUCCUUUAUAUUCCCUGUCAUGAUAUGGUGCUGCAGCCGGUGUGCCACACCCGGGCCCUGCAGCUGUGGACGGCCGUCUACCUGCCCACCUCCUCCCCCUGCACCGCUGCCGAGGACGCCAUGGAGCUCUACCUGUGCCCCUGCGCACAGGGAGAUGAGCUCACCUCACGAUCUCUCGACAGGCUUCCUAAGUCUCGCUCCAUGGACAGCCUGGUGUCGGCCUGUGAGAACGGGAUGGCCCUCACCCGCACCUCCAGCGACCCCAACCUCAACAAGCACUGCCAGGAGGGCCGUACUGCCCAUGGCUUGGAGCCUAUGGCUGCUAUAGGAGGAGGGGCCGAACCCGAUAGCCCCGAGGACGUCAGCCCUGACACGGGAUUGGACGACAAUGACUCGGAGGUGGAGCCUGUCACUCAGACUCCUCCUACCACACCCCUGGAGAUGGAGCCAAGGGAAGAGGGCUUUGAGGAGGAGUUGAGAGAGGAGAUUUGUCUGACGACACAACCUCUGCCCUCCCUGCCCCUCCCCCCCGUCACUCUGGAGAAGGGCUUCCCCCAUCCCCCCCCUCUCCCCCUGCCCACACCCAUUCUCCUCCAUUCCCUCCUCCAGACUACCAGCCCCCAUUGCCCUCCCCCUCCCUUGCCACAACAGGCGGCUGCCAGCCACUACAGGACUGCUGAGGUCACUACCCACCCUGCCCGGGCAGCAGAAGCAUGCCUACCUUCCCCACCUGCCUGGAAGGGCCCACUACCAGCAGCUGUUCUGAAUGGGCCUAUCACCAAUAGCCUCCAGAACAGACACUCAGCUUCUGCAGAGCUGCCGGCCCUCGAGCAGCUAGUUCCUUUAUUCCCUAGGGUCAUGGAAGACUCCACAGAGACCCUCACGGACAAAGCAGAGGCCCCACCAACACCGCCCCACAGCAGGAAAGAAAGUCUGGGCCAGACCCGGGCCCCAGAGUGGGCCUUACCCCAGGCCCAGACCCAGUCCCAGGCCCAGGGAGCGGAGAGAGAAGGGAAGAGGACAGGGGUUGUGAGUGGUAGAGAGUUGGUGCCUUUGAGAGAAUGUGUUGUAGCAGUACCAACAGUAGCAACGGCCUCCGCAUCUACAGUGCCCCCUGUUGACAACAGCCAGGUAGUGGCGGUGCAACACCCGGUCUCCCAGAGCCAACUGAGUGUCAAUGAGGAGCUGUCUCUCCUGGGCUCCCACUGGGAGAGUGUCCAGGGCCUGGUCCAGUCCGCCUGCAACACCGCAGCCAGCCAGUCUGGCCUCCCAGCUAAUCUCUCCUCAGGUUUCUGUCAGACCCUCCAACCCACCGCCUACCAGAGUCGACGCCUGGCUGGCAAGCUGCUCCGUGCCCAGGGCAUGGCCGUGUCCAACGGGUUGCCUAACGGAGGUUCGCAGUGCUGCCGAAAGGAGAAGGAGGAAAGGGUCCGUGGCCCGGCUCCAGCCCCAGCCAGCUCCAGCACAGUCCAGUCAGGGUCAGGCUGGCUCUCUGCAGUCAGAAGCAGCUCAGGCUAUGCUGCCAUCUGCAGCCAAACCAGCACCAGCACUCCACCCACCUCUUCAACCCGCCAGUUCUUACCAGCCUCUCCCUUCUCCCCGCCCUCCCAUCCCCCCCCGGCCUACCUGGAUGAUGACGGGCUGCCGGUGCCCAUGGACGUGGUGCAGCAGCGUCUCAGGCAGAUCGAGGCGGGAUAUAAACAGGAAGUGGAAGUGCUGAGGAGACAGGUGCGCCAGCUGCAGAUGAGGCUGGAGAGACAGUACGGCAUGCCGCCCUCUGAGCCUGACGUCGACUACGAGGACGACAUUACGUGUCUGCGUGAGUCAGACGAUAGUGACGAGGAGGAAAGUCUGUCGGAUCACAGCGAGGACUGUUUCUCCGAGGGCAGCUGGGACAGAGUGGAGCAGAAGGACACAGAGGUCAGCGUCCCUCGUAGUCUGCUUCAGGUCACCAGGUGGGUGCCCGAUCACAUGGCCUCCCAUUGUUUCAACUGUGACUGUGAGUUCUGGAUGGCCAAGCGACGUCAUCACUGCAGGAACUGUGGCAAUGUGUUCUGUAAAGACUGCUGCCACCUGAAGCUGCCCAUCCCAGACCAGCAGCUGUACGACCCUGUCUUAGUGUGUAACAUCUGCUAUGACCUGCUGCUGGAGGCUAGGAACAGAGAGAUCUGCAGCCAGCAGCUCAAGAAACCCAUCGCCACAGCCUCCAGCUGAGAGACAGGAGAGAGAGCCCCUUACUGUCCUGGCUCAGUCUGGCCUGGCCUAGUUCAGUUUGGCCCGGUUAGGACCUGGAUGAGCACCUUCUUGGAUCAGCUUGAGCCAUGUGCCCUGCUCCUACUACCCUAACAUGGUCUGGUCUUGGCUGUGUGGGAAGAUGAGGAGGACUUGUGGUUGCUCUGUGGCAGGGAGGCAAAGCUUGAGAAUGGAGAGAGGUCACUGACCACUGGGGAUGAGAGACUGACUGAGGAGUGGAAGAGGAUAGGGGAUGACAGUGAAUUAACUGAGUGAGGGAGAUGGAUGAGGAAGAGCUGUUAUGGAGGCUAUCCCACUGAGUUGAACCCCUUUUGGUCUAACACAUUUCCAGCCUGGAAGGAAGGCUGCAGCGUCCUGCUGCCCCGACCUGGGGCUAUUGUUCUCCACUGGUGCCUCAGAUACCCCCUGAUGCCCCAUGCCACCCCCCUGCUCCUAUAGCUCCAUCUCAAACCUACCUGAAUGUCCACCCCCAUUCUAGCGCAUCCCUCUCACACACACCAACCAACCACCCCAUAAUGUGCCUCCCCGCCCGAAACACACACACACACACACACCCACCUACUCGCCUCCAAGGACAAUCUCUUGCCCUCCCAAGUGUUGGGGACUCCAAAGCCUUUACCUGUUAAAUGGAGGCUGAUGACAACUUUAACACAAAAAUAAAAAAUGCUGCUACAGUAUUUAAGUCUAAUUUUGUAUUCUUAUUAUUUUGUGCACUACAAGCUGUUUGUGUAUUUAAGGGAAUUUGAGACCAAACUCGAGCGAAAGGGAGAAAUCUGCUGUUUACUUGCUGUUGUAUCUUUUUGUAGAGCUUGAAUGUAAAUGUUAGAAAUGAAAUGGACAAGUGUGUUGGAGUAACUGGAAGCCUGACGAUAAUAUUUGAUUAUGUGGUAACACUUGACACCCAGCAUCAUAACACGGUAUGACAUGGUCAUAACCAUUUCAUAUGUCAUAACAGCUGACAUAACUUGUCAUAACAUGUUAUAAUAGGGUCAUAACACUCAUGACACAUAUUUAGACUUGUUGUGACAUAUAUUGUGUUAUUUUAUGGCUGGUUAUGACACCUACAUAAGAGUAAAAACGCACAAAACCUACCACAGUAGUUAUUUUAUGGCUGGUUGUGAUGUUAUGUAUAUUUUUUAAGUUGGCCAAUGCUGAUGACUGGAUGAAUGCAGGAGAAGAUUUCAGGAGCAGGACAAGACACAUUCUUUUUGACUGAUAUAAAGGGGAUGUAAAUGAGCAUAUCUGGCUUAUAUGAUUAUGAUGGUCAUAAUGCUUCUUGACAGUGUCAUAAAGUGUAUUUUCUCAGUCCAAGUAAAGUGACAGUGGUCAUAAUGCUUCAUGACAGUGUCAAAGGUUAUUUUAUUUUUUUACAAGUGAUUUAAAAUAUGAGGAAAAAUAACAUGACUGUAAAGAAUUCAUUACGACAACAAAGGUUUCAAGAAACAAACAUUCAAACGAAAGGAAACAUCUUCAGGGAAAAAAGUAUUACAUUUUUUUUUUAGUUGUGACACUUAUGUAGGUGUCAUAACCAGUCAUAAAAUAACAAAAUAUAUGUCACAACAAGUGUAAAUAUAUGGGUCAUGACUGUUAUGACCAUGUUAUGACAAGUGUUACUGUUUAUGUUAACGCACAUUAGGUGGGUUGUGUACUUUUUCAUUCCUGCAAUGUGUUAUUUAAAAAAAUAUAUAAUAUGCACAGUUAAUGUGGUUCUGCCUUUAUCAAUGCUAUUCUCAAUUCCUGUCGCAACGGUUUUAACAUUAGCGGUACCCCACUAUUUGUAUCGAGAAAGGGUUAUCACAGAUAAAUAAUCGUCAUUCGGAUAUAUAUGCACCUGAUCAGAGGAGUCUUAAAAAAUUAUAAUAGAAUGGCUAACCAUCCAGACAAGGAAAGUUGUUUCCGCGUUUCCAAAUAGAGGGUUUUCUGCAAUGUUGUCAUAGAGUAUGACUUGAAAGAUCACUAGAAAGCACUUGAUGGCUGUUAGCUGAUGGGAGAGGGAGGGAUGAUGGAGGGGUUUUGAAUAAUGGAGUACACAGUACCAGUCAAAAGUUUGGACACACCUACUCAUUCAAUGGUUUUUCUUUAUUUUUACUAUUUUCUAUAUUGUAGAAUAAUAGUAAAGACAUCAAAACUAUGAAAUAACACAUAUGGAAUCAUGUUGUAUCCAAAAAAGUGUGAAACAAAUCCAAAUAUAUUUAUAUUUGAUUCUUCAAAAUAGCCACCUUUUGCCUUGAUGACAGCUUUGCACACUCUUGGCAUUCUCUCAACCAGCUUCACCCGUAAUGCUUUUCCAACAAACUUGAAGGAGUACCCACAUAUGCUGAGCACUUGUUGGCUGCUUUUCCUUCACUCUGCGGUCCAGCUCAUAGUAAAACCAUCUCAAUUGGGUUGAGGUUGGGUGAUUGUGGAGGCCAGGUCAUCUGACGCAGCACUCCAUCACUCUCCUUCUUGGUCAAAUAGCCCUUACACAGCCUGGAGGUGUGUUGGGUCAUUGUCCUGUUGAAAAACAAAUGAUAGUCCCACUAAGCGCAAACCAGAUGGGAUGGCGUAUCUCUGCCGAAUGCUGUGGUAGCCAUGCUGGUUAAGUGUACCUUGAAUUCUAAAUAAAUCACAGACAGUGUCACCAACAAAGCACCCCGACACCAACUCCAUGCUUCAUGGUGGGAAAUACACAUGCGGAGAUCAUCCGUUCACCUUCUCUGCGUCUCACAAAGACACGGCGGUUGGAACCAAAAAUCUCAAAUUUGGACUCAUCAGACCAAAGGACAGAUUUCCACUGGUCUAAUGUCCAUUGCUCAUGAUUCUAGGCCCAAGCAAGUCUCUUCUUAUUAUUGGUGUCAUUUAGUAGUGGUUUCUUUGCAGCAAUUCGACCAUGAAGGCCUGAUUCAACAGUUGAUUUUGAGAUGUGUUUGUUACUUGAAAUAUGUUACUUGAACUAUUUAUUUGGGCUGCAAUUUCUGAGGCUUGUAACUCUAAUGAACUUCUCCUCUGCAGCAGAAGUAACUCUGUGUGUUCCUUUCCUGUGGUGGUCCUCAUGAGAGCCAGUUUCAUCAUAGCGCUUGAUGGUUUUUGCAACUGCACUUGAAGAAAUUUUCCCGCAUUGACUGAUCUUCAUGUCUUAACGUAAUGAUGGACUGUCAUAUCUCUUUGCUUAUUUGAGCUGUUCUUGGCAUAAUAUGGACAUGGUCUUUUACCACAUACGACUAUCUUCUGUGUACCACCCCUACCUUGUCACAACACAACUGAUUGGCUCAAACGCAUUAAGAAGGAAAGAAAUUACACAAAUUAACUUUUAACAAGGCACACCUGUUAAUUAAAAUGCAUUCCUGACUACCUCAUGAAGCUGGUUGAGAGAAUGCCAAGAGUGUGCAAAGCUGUCAUCAAGGCAAAAGGUGGCUACUUUGAAUAAUCUCAAAUAUAAAAUAUAUUAUGAUUUGUUUAACACUUUUUGGGUGACUACAUGAUUCCAUAUGUUUUUUCAUAGUUUUGAUCUUCACUAUUAUUCUGCAAUAUAGAAAAUAGUAAAAAUAAAGAAAAACCCUGGAAUAGUAAACGUUGUGUGCAAACGUUUGACUGGUACUGUAUUUCUACAGUGAUGUUUGAGAAGGGCUUGAUGUUGAUGUACAGUAACAUUGUCCUGUUUUGAUUGACUGCUCAACCCUCGUCUUUUGAUUGAUUGUUCGAUCAAUCGUUCGAUCAUCCUCCUUGUCAGGUUCCUGUCUCAGAAAUUAGUACCCGGCAUUAAAAAGACUCCAGAGAAAGUACUAAAGUGCUAUUUCUUUAUUUCCUGUACUUACAGUAGGCGAGUUUGGCUAGCCUUGUAUCUAAACUGAGUUUGUCAUGUUUCCAAAAUGAACUGACACUGUUGGGGAACGUAGCUAAAUAAGUUUGGAUGCCGUGCCGGAGUUUGGCUGUGGUUCCAACAAAUUGUUCGAUUGCAAAAAGCUCUGUGUUUGUUUCGUCUAAUGAGCGUUCCUUGACACAAUAGUGCCAUAUUUUCUUUAUUUUGGUAUUUUUAUUUUUGAAAGCAUUUCUCAUGGAGACGACAGCAGGUUAACUAACUGGCCACUGCUUGGUUUGUUUUAAUGGUACAGAUAGCUGCUUUAACAACAUGGAAAUUAUUUAAAUAUCAGAACAGGGACAUGUCCAUUAGAUAAUGAGAUUGAUUUGUUUGUUUGUAAAAGAAUGAACUGAAGAUUUAAGGAUUUAAAUUAAAUAUUGAGUUUGUAUGGUUGUCAUGGUUAUCCAUUGCAUAAUAACUUUUGGGGUCUUUCACACUAUGUUGAUUAAGGCAAAACCUUAACGAGGAGGUUGUGGAACCCAGAUUUGCAUAGUUAUCUGAUUCUGUACAAGUGGCUAAAACCUGUCACUUAGCAAAUAAUUGUGUAAACAAAUUAAAUGCACUGUAAAAGGUCAAGGGUUAAAAUAAAAAAGAUUAUCUAUAUCAUG
This is a messenger RNA of Salvelinus fontinalis (brook trout), 9259 nucleotides long. Its product is annotated as myotubularin-related protein 4-like. NCBI's taxonomy places the organism in Eukaryota, Metazoa, Chordata, Actinopteri, Salmoniformes, Salmonidae. The record is from RefSeq and is a predicted model, not a curated record. Gene Ontology annotation, biological process: dephosphorylation; regulation of autophagy. The transcript has 18 exons. The coding region runs from base 878 to 4774 and encodes 1298 amino acids. Gene Ontology annotation, molecular function: protein phosphatase binding; metal ion binding; phosphatidylinositol-3,5-bisphosphate 3-phosphatase activity.